AUGUUGAUGUCCGGGGGAGGAGAGACUCAGUCAGUGUGUGUUGGUGUGUAGAGGUGAGGGUACGGCGAAAAAAAUCCAGCCGCUGGAGGACUUUUCUCUACUGGUAAAACUACUUUAUUUUUUUUUUUUUAAACUAAGCCCAUAACAAGGAUAAGACAAGGAGGACACUCGCGAAAAUGCGAGAAGAAAUCCAGGAAGAGAGUGUCUGCUUAUUAAAAAUUCAGCGCGGGAGAACAGACAUUAUCGCCCCUUCAGAUGACUUGUGGCAGCACCGAGGAUAAACUACAACACUAACGGGCUUCAAACAUUGUUGAAUGGGGUGAGACGAAGCGGAAUUGUGUCUAAAGAGCGAGUCCAAAGCAUUUCCAAGCGGCCAAAACCAAAGGGAAGGGGAGGAGAGAAAACGCCCUGCUGCCUGCCGCCUGUUGCUGGUCUCUCCACAUUCAAACUUUAUCGCCGAGUUGGAAAAUGCAUCUUUCACUUAACGGGAAGGGAUAAUUCAAGUGUAACGUUAGCUUUAUUAGCUGAAAACCCAGACAGCUAGCAAACUGAAGGCCCGCUCACUUGUCAAGUUUUGGGACACGGGGAGUCUCCGCUUUGGGAAUAUUUUCUCUUCGUUGUGCACACUAUUCCUGUUGGAAGCGAUUUGGGUGGGCUGAGAGCCCAAGGCUGCUCCGCUAGGCCCACGGCCAUUAGCCAGGAACAAAGAGGUUUCGCAUGUAAACUUGAAACAGUUUGGAAAAGCUCUACAUAUUUUACUCAACUUUUAACGACCGACGUUGCAGCCAUGUCGCUCGGCGCAGAGAGGAGGAUGGAAACCCGGCUGAAAAAGCUGGAGGACAUGAUCAGAGAACCCAGAUCUGCCAUAAACCUGGAAAGUUUGCUGGACUCCAUAAACGCCCUGGUCUUAGACUUGGACUACCCUGCACUACGCAAGAACAAAAACAUCGAAACCUUCUUAAACAGAUAUGAGAAAGUCAUAGCACAGACUCGAGACCUCCAGAUGAAGUCGGAAGACUUCGACAGAGUUAAAGUCAUCGGUCGAGGGGCAUUUGGGGAAGUUCAACUAGUCCGGCACAAAGCCUCUCAGAAGGUCUACGCCAUGAAGCUGCUGAGCAAGUUUGAGAUGAUCAAGCGCUCAGACUCAGCUUUCUUCUGGGAAGAGAGGGACAUCAUGGCCUUUGCCAACAGCCCCUGGGUUGUGCAGUUAUGCUGUGCCUUCCAAGAUGAGCACUACCUCUACAUGGUGAUGGAGUACAUGCCAGGGGGUGACCUGGUCAACCUCACCAGCACCUAUGACGUGCCGGAGAAAUGGGCCAAGUUCUACACAGCUGAGGUGGUGAUGGCCCUGGAUGCCAUUCACUCCAUGGGCUUCAUCCAUCGGGACGUCAAGCCGGACAACAUGCUGCUGGAUAGACUGGGACACCUCAAACUGGCCGACUUCGGCACGUGCAUGAAGAUGGACUCUACCGGCAUGGUGCACUGUGAUACAGCUGUCGGGACUCCAGACUACAUCUCUCCAGAGGUGCUGAAAUCUCAAGGAGGAGACGGGUAUUAUGGGAGAGAGUGUGACUGGUGGUCCGUAGGGGUCUUCAUCUUUGAGAUGCUUGUCGGUGACACACCAUUCUACGCUGACUCUCUGGUGGGAACCUACAGUAAGAUCAUGGACCAUAAAAACUCCCUCAACUUCCCUGAUGAUGUGGAGAUCUCCAAAGAUGCCAAGAAUAUCAUCUGUGCCUUCCUGACUGACAGGGAGGUGCGAUUGGGCAGAAAUGGCGUGGAGGAAAUCAAGCGACACCCUUUCUUCAAGAACGACCAGUGGACCUUCGACACCAUCAGAGACACUGCUGCCCCCGUGGUCCCAGAGCUGAGCAGUGACAUAGACACAAGUAAUUUUGAUGAGAUUGAAGAUGACAAAGGCGAUGUAGAAACGUUCCCCACACCUAAGGCCUUUGUUGGAAACCAGUUACCCUUUGUUGGCUUCACUUACUUCAAAGAAGACCAGUUACUAAAUGGUUCCAACAAUAUCUUGGUGGCUCAUGAUAAUUCAAAAGGAGAGUCAGCAGCACUGCAGAAGAAAAUGCGCCAAAUAGAGGUACAGCUGAAUAAUGAGAAGCAGGCGAAAUCUGAUUUAGAGCACAAACACAGAGCUGCCACUAGUCGUCUUGACAAAAUCUCCAAAGAACUUGAGGAAGAGGUGAGCAGCAGAAAGAAUCUGGAGUCGAGUCUGAGGCAGCUAGAGAGAGAGAAAGCCCUGCUGCAGCACAAGAGCCUAGAGAGCCACCGCAAGGCCGAGAGCGAGGCCGACAGGAAGCGUGGCUUGGAGAAUGAAGUCAACAGCCUUCGAGACCAGCUGGAUGACAUGAAGAGGAGAAACCAGAAUUCGCACAUUUCCAAUGAGAAGAACAUUCACCUGCAGAAACAGCUGGAAGAAGCCAACACAUUGUUACGGGCCGAGUCUGAGGCGGCGACGAGGCUCCGAAAAACCCAGGCGGACAGCAGCAAGCAGCUGCAGCAGCUGGAGGCCAACGUGCGCGAGCUGCAGGACAAAUGCUGCCUGCUGGAACGCAGCAAGCUGAGCCUGGAGAAGGAAUGCAUCAGCCUGCAGGCCGCACUGGAGACGGAGAGGAGGGAGCACAGCCAGGGCUCAGAGACCAUCAGCGACCUGAUGGGACGAAUCUCCGGCCUGGAGGAGGAGGUCCGCCAGCAGAGACAAGCUCUGGCCAAAGCUGAGACUGAGAAGAGACAGCUUCAGGAAAAACACACCGAUCUGGAGAAGGAGAAGAGCAACAAGGAGAUUGAUUUGACCUACAAGCUGAAGGUGCUGCAGCAGGAGCUGGAGCAGGAGGAGACGGCUCAUAGGAGCACCAGGGCACUGCUGGCAGACAAGAGCAAGAUCAAAGUAACCAUUGAGGGCGCCAAGUCAGAGUCCAUGAAGGAGUUGGAACAGAAGCUGGUGGAGGAGCGAACGGCAAAACUUCGGCUGGAGAACCGAAUACUGGAUCUGGAGAAGCACAGCAGCAUGAUGGACUGUGACUAUAAACAGGCUCUGCAGAAACUAGAUGAGCUGCGCAGACACAAGGACCGGCUAACUGAAGAGGUGAAAAACCUAACGCUUAAGAUCGAGCAGGAGACCCAGAAGCGUAACCUGACUCAGAACGACCUGAAGGCCCAGAACCAGCAGCUCAGUUCUCUGCGAACCUCUGAAAAGCAACUCAAGCAGGAAACGAAUCAUCUGCUCGACAUUAAACGCAGCCUUGAGAAACAGAACCAAGAGCUGCGCAAAGAAAGACAGGACACAGACGGGCAAAUGAAGGAAUUACAGGACCAGUUAGAAGCUGAACAGUAUUUCUCUACGCUGUAUAAGACCCAGGUUCGUGAACUAAAGGAGGAGUGUGAGGAGAGGAACAAACUCUACAAAGAUGUGCAGCAGUCUCUGCAGGAGCUACAGGAGGAGAGGGAUUCGUUGGCAGCUCAGCUGGAGAUCACACUGACAAAGGCUGACUCGGAGCAGCUGGCGCGCUCCAUCGCUGAGGAGCAGUACUCCGACCUGGAGAAGGAGAAGAUCAUGAAGGAGCUGGAACUGAAGGAAAUGAUGGCCCGCCAUCGCCAGGAGCUAUCUGAGAAGGACAUCACCAUCAGUUCGCUGGAGGAAGCCAAUAGGACCCUGACCAGUGAUGUCGCCAACCUAGCCAAUGAGAAGGAGGAGCUGAACAACAAACUGAAGGAGGCAGUAGAAGAAUCCGAGAAGUCAAAGGAUUGGGAGCAGCAGAUCAGCCAGAUGAAGCAGGCAUUUGAGAAGCAGCUUCAGUCAGAGAGGACGCUGAAAACUCAGGCCGUCAAUAAGCUGGCAGAGAUCAUGAACAGGAAGGAGGUUCGCGGAGUAGGCAGUCGCCGCGGUAACGACACAGACAUGCGGCGAAAGGAGAAGGAGAACCGGAAGCUGCAGUUGGAGCUGAGGUCGGAGAAGGAAAAACUCAACAGCAGCAUCAUCAAAUAUCAAAGAGAGAUCAACGAAAUGCAGGCGCAACUGUCUGAUGAGAGCCAGAUGCGUAUUGAGCUGCAGAUGGCCCUGGACAGUAAGGACAGUGACAUCGAGCAGCUGAGGAACCUCUUGCAGGCGCUCAGUGUUCAAUCAAUGGACUCUGCCAGCGUCAGCAGUGGGCCCGAGUUUGAUGCUGAUGAUGCAUACGCAGAAACCAGGCUGGAGGGCUGGCUCUCUCUCCCUGUAAGAAACAACACCAAGAAGUUUGGAUGGGAGAAAAAGUAUGUUGUAGUGAGCAGCAAGAAAAUUCUCUUCUACAACAAUGAGCAAGACAAAGAGCAGUCCAUUCCCUACAUGGUCCUUGAUAUAGACAAACUCUUCCACGUGAGGCCUGUCACUCAAACAGAUGUGUACCGUGCUGAUGCCAAAGAAAUCCCAAGGAUAUUCCAGAUUCUUUAUGCCAACGAAGGCGAGAGCAAGAAGGAGCCAGAGGAUCCGCUGCCCAUUGGAGAGAAGUCCAGCUACAUCUGCCACAAGGGCCACGAGUUCAUCCCCACGCUCUACCAUUUCCCAACCAACUGUGAGGCGUGCACCAAGCCACUGUGGAACAUGUUCAAGCCACCGCCCGCCCUGGAGUGCCGGCGCUGUCACAUCAAGUGCCACAAGGACCACAUGGACAAGAAAGAGGAGAUCAUUGCUCCAUGCAAAGUGAACUACGACGUGUCUUCGGCAAAGAACCUGCUGCUGCUGGCCAUGUCUCAGGAGGAGCAGCAGAAGUGGGUGAACCGACUGGUCAAGAAGAUUCCCAAGAAGCCUCCCCCGCCAGAGCAGUUUGCACGCUCCUCGCCUCGCGCUUCCAUGAAGGUCCAGCCCAGCCAGUCCAUGAGGAGGCCCAGUCGACAGCUCCCCACCAGCAAGAGCAGGUCAAAUGGCAUCAAAAUGCGACGAGAAGAAUCUCCCAGUGGACUCUGUUAACCUUGCUUGAGAAUGUGGUGCAUCGUCGUGGUGAUGGGGUGUGUGUCCUCCUAAAUCAAAGACUACACAAAGCUUCGUUUGCAGAUCAGCACACUGAACUCCACAUCACUUCUCCAUAGCCCGCCUUGUCGUGCUUCAGCCUGUGAGCGUUACAAAAUCUGUUUAUCCUUUUUGUCGAACUUCUUUCCCAGGCACUCAAAGCGGCAACGACUCUGAAAAUCACCUGAACACCUGUGGUCUUUUCACCAAGCUGGAUGGCUUGUAAGCAUAUUAGCCAAAGUCUUCUCUUGGGCCCUUGACUAGAGCGAUUAAGUGUCUCUGGGGGCCGGAGCAGCUCGUUCGGCUCCUACAGAACAGAAGAGAGCUCUUAUAAGUGGAUACUCUUACCUCAACACUUCUCUCCAAGACACACUGUCUGAUUGAAGGACCCAACAGGAAAACUCUCAAUUCCUCCUCACCACCUCUGGGGAUUCUCGUGGCCAAAUAAAGAAAAAGGCAUCCUUGUGUUUAAUGUUUGUGAACAAUAUGAAGGGUUUAAUGGGGAACACUACACUCAGAAUAUAGUAAAAUCUGUAAUUUGUUGGCUGUAUACAGCUAAGAUUGUUGAACUUGAUCCCAGAUACAGUAUCUGUACUUUGGCUUAUUCAGACUCUCUAACAUAUUGAUUGUAGCUUCUUGCUUCCUACAAUUCUGCUUUCAGGUGCACACGGGCCACAGAAACUUGAAUAAGGUACUUAAGCAAACCAGCUGUGACUUCUGGGAAAGUCCGCAAGGCGGGGGAAGGGGUGUCCAAUUCCUUCAGAAUUUGAGCAAAUCAUUCCUUGAGUGCCACUUAUUCAGAUUUCUGACUCUGGCACGUGCUGAAUCUCCAGUUUGUUGUUGUAUGACUACAGUAACGGUUACAAGUGAACAUAAUCCUGCUCUGAAUGGCAUUAGAUGGGGACCCAGACAUGAUAUCAUCACAAUCCCAUAAUAUUUCAAACCUGCACUGUCAGUUAUGAGGGUUAAUGUUUACUGAAUUCAAGGGGUGCACCGUUCAAUGCUUUUCUGAUCCGAGCUAUGCUCCUUUUGUUGUUUGAAUGUACAUCUGGGCUUUACCAGAGACGACACGCAGGCAUUGUAUUAUUUCUAUCCAAAUAUACUUGACUGAAGCCCCCUGUCAUCACCAACUACUCUGAGUGGACUUGCAUGUGUUUGCCUUUUCAGGCCUCACACUUUAAGUGCUGUCACACACAGGCCUUCACCUGUCAGAAAUGUAGUUUGUAGUAAUUUGAGGAGAAUUUACCAAUAAGAAGCAGGAACAAUGAAGGUAUGCAAUCAUAUCCCAAGGGUCAAAAUACUGAGCAGCACUAUUCCAUUGAACUUUUUUUUUUUUUUUUCCGUAAAGGUGUUUGUCCUGAUAUUUUUGUAUUAAAAGUAACCAAACUCUGAGUUUGGGCACAUUGUUGUGUAUGUGGCUUAAAUAGCAGGUGGAGAGUAACUAUUUGUGUGUGUGUGUGCGUGUGAGUGUGUGUACUGAGUACUCUCCUUUAACUAAGAAGCAUGUUUUAUACAUAUAAAUAUACACAGUAUAUAUUUUACAUGCCAUACAGUGCACAUUAUAUUAUUUAUAACAGCCUUGUCCACUUUGUAUUUAAGGGCUCUACAUCCAGAUUGCAUGUUUGCUACCAAACAGCUCUAUAACAAUAACUACGUCAACAAUAAAGACAUGGAUGUGCCUUUUG
Molecule: messenger RNA, 6684 nt
Organism: Etheostoma spectabile (orangethroat darter)
Lineage: Eukaryota; Metazoa; Chordata; Actinopteri; Perciformes; Percidae
Gene: rock2a
Product: rho-associated, coiled-coil containing protein kinase 2a
Exons: 33
Coding region: 788-4960 (1390 amino acids)
Biological process (GO): embryonic morphogenesis; peptidyl-threonine phosphorylation; cortical actin cytoskeleton organization
Cellular component (GO): cytoplasm; cytoskeleton; centrosome
Molecular function (GO): small GTPase binding; Rho-dependent protein serine/threonine kinase activity; ATP binding
Source: RefSeq, a predicted model, not a curated record